Messenger RNA from Nannospalax galili (Upper Galilee mountains blind mole rat), 3602 nucleotides. RefSeq names its product kinesin family member 19 (gene Kif19). Lineage: Eukaryota; Metazoa; Chordata; Mammalia; Rodentia; Spalacidae. Gene Ontology annotation, molecular function: microtubule binding; microtubule motor activity; ATP binding. Bases 137 to 3280 code for a protein of 1047 amino acids. The record is from RefSeq and is a predicted model, not a curated record. Gene Ontology annotation, biological process: microtubule-based movement. The transcript has 19 exons.
CGGGCGGCCCGCGCGUUGUUGGUUUCGGGUUGUCAGGCAGCGGAGGCGGAAGAGCGACCCGAGGAGGAGACCAAGGUGGAGGUGCGUCUGGGCCAUGCCAGCUGUCGCGGCCUGAGCCCCUCCACCCGCCGCAAACAUGAAGGACAGUGGGGACUCCAAGGACCAGCAACUUAUGGUGGCACUCAGGGUCCGGCCCAUUAGCGUGCCUGAGCUGGAGGAGGGAGCCACCCUCAUCGCCCACAAGGUGGAUGAGCAGAUGGUGGUUCUCAUGGACCCAAUGGAAGAUCCUGAUGACAUCCUGAGGGCACACCGCUCCCGGGAGAAGUCCUACCUGUUUGAUGUGGCCUUUGAUUUCACUGCCACCCAGGAGAUGGUGUAUCAGGCCACCACCAAGAGCCUCAUCGAAGGUGUAAUCUCAGGAUACAAUGCCACUGUGUUUGCCUAUGGCCCUACAGGCUGUGGGAAGACCUAUACUAUGCUGGGCACUGACCACGAGCCAGGCAUCUAUGUUCGAACCCUCAAUGACCUGUUCCGAGCCAUUGAGGAGACCAGUAACGACAUGGAGUAUGAAGUGUCCAUGUCCUACCUGGAGAUCUACAAUGAGAUGAUCCGGGACCUACUGAACCCUGCCCUGGGGUACUUGGAGCUGAGGGAGGACUCCAAAGGGGUUAUCCAGGUGGCCGGGAUCACUGAGGUGUCCACCAUCAAUGCCAAAGAGAUCAUGCAGCUGUUAAUGAAGGGGAACCGGCAAAGGACACAGGAGCCCACAGCUGCCAACCAGACGUCCUCCCGCUCCCACGCUGUGCUCCAGGUGGCCGUGCGCCAGCGGAGCCGGGUCAAGAACAUCCUGCAGGAGGUGCGGCAGGGCCGCCUGUUCAUGAUUGACCUGGCCGGCUCGGAACGUGCUUCCCAGACACAGAACCGGGGACAGCGCAUGAAGGAGGGGGCCCACAUCAACCGCUCCCUGCUUGCCCUGGGCAACUGCAUCAAUGCAUUGAGUGACAAGGGCAGUAACAAAUACAUCAAUUAUCGGGACAGCAAGCUCACCCGGCUCCUGAAGGACUCACUGGGGGGGAACAGCCGCACUGUGAUGAUUGCCCACAUCAGUCCAGCAAGCACUGCUUUUGAGGAAUCCCGGAACACCCUGACCUAUGCUGGCCGAGCCAAGAACAUUAGGACCCGGGUGAAGCAGAACCUACUCAAUGUUUCCUACCACAUUGCCCAGUACACCAGCAUCAUUGCUGACCUGCGAGGAGAGAUCCAGCGACUCAAGUGCAAGAUCGACCAGCAAGCCGGUCGGGGCCAGACCCAGGGCCGGAUGGACCGGGGUGACAUCCGCCACAUUCAAGCGGAAGUACAGUUACACAGCGGGCAGGGCGAGCAGGUGGAGAUAGGGCAGCUUCGCGAGCAGCUUGUCAGCGCCUUCCACGAGCAGAUGGAUGUGCGCAGGCGCCUGCUGGAGCUGGAGAACCACGCCAUGGAAGUCCAGAUCGACACCUCCCGCCACCUGCUCACCAUCGCCGGCUGGGAACACGAAAAGUCACGCCGGGCUCUCAAAUGGCGGGAAGAACGGAGGAAGGAGUCCUACACCAAGGACGACAGCGAGAAGGACUCAGACACAGGCGAUGAGCCGGACACCCUGGAGCCGCCCGAGGUGGCCUCGGCCCGGGAGAACAUCGCCGCCCUGGUGGGGGAGCAGAAAAAGCUGCGCAAGCAGAAGCUGGCGUUGGAGCAGCGCUGCGGGGAGCUGCGCGGGCGGGGCCGGCGCCUGGAAGAGACGCUGCCCCGACGUAUCGGCUCGGAAGAGCAACGCGAGGUGCUCAGCCUGCUGUGCCGAGUGCACGAGCUGGAGGUGGAGAACACCGAGAUGCAGUCGCACGCGCUGCUCCGCGACAGCGCCCUGCGCCACCGCCGCGAGGCCGUGCGUCGCCUGGAGCAGCACCGAAGCCUGUGCGAGGAGAUCAUUCAGGGCCAGCGGCAGCUCAUCGACGACUACAAUCUGGAGGUCCCCCGGCACUUGGAAGAACUUUAUGAAGCGUUCCUGCGGGAACUGGAAGAAGGUACUCUGGAGCGCGCUACCAUCAUGGACCGUGUGGCCUCCAGGGCCCUGCAGGACAGCUCCUUGCCCAAGAUCACUCCAGCAGGGACCACACUGACCCCGGACUCUGACCUGGAGAGUGUGAAGACACUAAGUUCUGAGACCCAGCGCCCCCCAAACAACACCCUACCCCCGCUUAGCACAGACGGUGACACCUACCAGGUAUUCAAGGCCAGUCCCCGGGCCUGGCAGGCAAAGAGCUCCUCUGUGCCCACUCCACCCCCCAUCCAAGUAGGCAACCUGGUGACUCAGGAGGUGAGCUCUGGGCACCUGUUGGACACCCAGCAGUUGGGGUGGAAUCCUUCCAGAACAGCCAGCACCUCCAAGAUCACACAGCCUCUGCGAAGUGGGGGUGUCACACCUACCUAUUUUCAAGGUCUGUCCAAUCAGUCACUUCACCCCCAGGUCCCAUCUCAGGACAGCCUGGGCAGCCGGAUCAACUCUUCCCCUGACAGCAUCGAGAACCUGUCGGAGAUCCCUCUGUCCCAUAAAGAAAGGAAAGAGAUCCUGACCCGUACCCAGUGUAUCUCAGUGAAGGCUGCCCAGCGACGCUCACAGGCCCUGGGCAUGGAGGGGCGCCACCUGCUGGCACCUACCACAGAGAGAAGCAGCCUGUCCCUGCACUCACUGAGCGAGGCUGAUGAGGCACGGCCAGCGGGCCCACUGGCCUGCAAACGGCCACCUAGCCCCACACUGCAGCAUGCUGCCAGUGAAGACAACCUGUCCAGCAGUACUGGUGAGGCCCCCUCCCAGGCUGCCGGACCUCGAGGUGACAGCACUGGACCCUGGGUGCGUGGUCAGAAGAAAAGCCCAGGCAAGAAGAGAGAGGAGUCACUGGAGGCGAAGAGGAAGAAGCGGAGGUCUCGGUCCUUCGAGGUCGUGGGACAAGGGCUGUCUCGCCCCAAGACACAUCUCCUGAGGCCCUGUCCCUUGGACAGUAUUUCGGACCACAGGAUGCCAGUGUGCAGUCGCCCAUCCCCUGGUAUCAGGCAUUUGGGAAAGGUCACGCUGCCUCUGGCCAAGGUCAAACUCCCUCCAAGUCAGAACUCAGGUUCUGGGGACCCCUCACCCCUUCCUGUUCCCCCUAACACAGCUAGUGUUUCCAGACGAGCUACUCGCGGGUCCAGCCUGCCCCAUGGCUCAAGCACCCUUGGCAAAGAUGGACGCGUCCGGCAUAACUGAGGGGGCCUUGUCUGGCACCUGCUAGUCUGCCCCCAGGACUGAGUGGGGUGGAGCAGGGAUGGGAGGUGGCUGGGCAGAUGGAGAUCCCCUGGGAGCAGGAGGCUUGGAAGGCUGGGCUCCCAAGAACCCAGAAAUUGUGGGGGUUCUGUGCCACCAGAAUGGGAAGUGAGCUCCAGGGGCAUGGCCUCCCAGCCCUGGACAGAACACUUGCCAAAACCCUGCACAGACCUGGGGCCAGUCUCUGCCUUGAAAAUGGGGGAGAGGGCUGUUAGUGAGUCGGGACUCCUCCGUGGGCAAGGAUGGGGAUGGGGUGUGGGAAAGA